Miscanthus lutarioriparius is the source of this 1050-nucleotide messenger RNA. NCBI's taxonomy places the organism in Eukaryota, Viridiplantae, Streptophyta, Magnoliopsida, Poales, Poaceae. The record is from the annotation of a GenBank genome assembly.
AUGGCGAGCCUCCUCAAGAAAAUCGUAGACGCUGAGCAGUGGGACGCCGAGGACAUCGCCGGGCGGCUGGGCAUGGUCUUGCACGCCGCCUUUCUCUUCGCCGGUUUCCAGCCCUACGGCGCCCUGCCACGGUCGGGACACCUCCUGAAGAAGCAAUCACGCAAGAAGGGAAGCUCGCUGUGCCUCUCCCGACAGUACACCGCGCCGGACCUUGCGCACCGCGACGGCGCGGACGCUGCCGUGCUGAUGCUGUGUGUGCAGGGGAGCGACGUCGCGCUCCUCGUGUUCCUCGUCACCACCGACGGCGACGACACGCCGGAGAACGCGUACCUAGAGCGGCUGGAUCUCGGCACCGUCAGGCCGCUCCUCUCCCGCAGCCUCUGUGGCGUGGAGCCCUGGGCGUCGCGGAUCUGCAAGUCGCUCGCCGACGGCGUGUGCUGGGGCCUCCUCCACGAGCUGUGCAGCAGGAACGGUCUGCCGCUGAGCGGCUUCGAGUCCCUGCCCGACGACCUCAAGGGAGCCGUCUUGGAGAAGCUCACCGACGGCAAGGACCUCGCGAGGGUGGAGUGCGUUAGCUCCCAUCUGAGGCUGCUCGUGGCGGAGCGUGACCACAAGCUGUGGAAGACCUUGUACAAGGCCCUGCCUGCGCGCCAGCGCCGGGGCCGGUGGCGUCUGUGGUGGUUCUUCCACGACGACGCCGAGAGCUCCGACGAGGAGCAGGAGACUCUCAGUGUCGGAUCGAGCUGGAAGGACAUGUACGUGGAGGCCAGGCGGCGUCCCUAUUAUCCCUUGUUGUUCAGGCCGCGCUCGUGGUACUUCGACUCCGUUGAUCCUGAUCCCAUCAGAAUAAUUCGUCGAAGGGGCCUGUUGUCAUGGCCCGUUGACUACUGGGUCAUCCAAGAUCCGCCGGAGGAGGAGAAGACAGUUCCUCCAAGGGUCGACAGAAGCGGCGGCCGCCGCCGGAAGCUGGCACGGAACGACUACAACAAGUGGCAUGGUGGCGGCGCGAUCCACUCGCCGUCGUCUCGCUAUCGCUGGAAGCAUCGUUAG